AUGUUGACCACUCUUCCAAUUAUCGCCCUCGUCGUCGUCAUCGCCAUCGCCUCGGCUUCAUCUGCACAAUCGGACGAUGAAUGCAGCAUUGCGGACGUGUUCCAAGCCGCCGAGACAUCUCUCAAUGGCGAGCAGAAGGAGAUUCUCCGCAAUGAAUUAAUGGAGCAGUGUUGGGAGCUGCUCAAGGAGGCACUCAACGACGAAGACCGAUACCAGAAGCUGAGAGAAGCCUAUGAGGAGGGCGGCGAGGUAAAGGAGGCUAUCAAGAUGGCCUAUCGACAAUUUGAGCACGAACGAUCUGGAAUCGAUGGAAUGGUCUUCGAGACCAAGGAUGCGUGCUUCGAAUUCUGGAACAUCCCUAUGUUCGACCUGCCGAUCGCAGAUGAAAAACCAUUGAUGGCAAUUCUUCAAAAGCUGAACGUCACCGAGUACCCGCUGGCGCAAUACAAAGAGGAUCAUGAUUGGGAUCUAUUCAAGAGGGAGGCGUUCUUCCAAAUGGUGAUCCAAGUACAGCCAAUGGAAUGCCGAAAUCGGUACUUCAGAACCAAAUGCGAACAAUUGUUUGGAAAGAGCGCGAUUCCUGAGGUCGUCCGAAAUGAAUCACUUCAUGGAAUGGCGUCGGCGGUGAAAUAUUUGUGUGAAGCCAAUGAGAAAUUGGAGUUGAAAUGGAAAAAGCAAAACGAGCAGAAAAACGGAGAAAAAUGGAGAGCGGAAAUCGGAAAAGCGUUCCGAUGGAUGACGAAGCCGCUGAGAUUGGGAGCCACGUGGCUGCUGGAAAAUGAAAAACUGUUUGAUCUCGCCUGGUUCACGGCGAGAUCCUAUCAAUUCCUGUCAAAUGAUUUCCGAGUCGUAUCACCCUGGUAUUAUGUCCCAGCGAUCAACAAAUUUAGAGAGAUCUGCUCAUCAGCAGAGCGGUACGUCCUGCGAUUGCACUCGUCGCAGAAGUUGUCAAGAAAAGACAAAUUCGAGAAAGUUCUCGAAAAACUUGAAAAUGGACAUCUGGCGGUGUUCGGGAUCAGCGAAAGCGAAGCGAUCAGAAUGGCGCACAUGUGCCGAAGGGUCGAGGAGGUCCGUCGGUGGAAUAUGUACCAGGACGAUGAGGAGACGGCUAGGAUCAACAAUGAUUUAAUGGAGAUCUUUGACGGGGUGUUUGGCGAUGAGGAAACGGUGUGGGCGGCAGAGACGAAGUGGGCGAGCGAUGGUCAAUGCGUUGCACCAGAUGUGCACCAACAGUUGGUGUACACCUUCGAUCAGACAAACAACAACAACGUGCAAGGAAUCGAGCCGCUUUGUCAUCUGGCGAUCGAGGUGAAAUGUCGAACGAUGCACGGAAUGAUCAAGACAAUCGGAAGACGCCACGAUUCGAAAGAGACAAUGCUGAGAAAUCUUGGCAUACGUGUCACAAGACCAGCGUUCUUCAUGGAUAUGAAGGAAGAAUUUUGCAAUGAAAACAAUCAUAAUUUCGAAAAGUCGCUGCUAAUUCAGCCGCCGUUUAUGAAAGACGAUUCGAAUUGUUCACUGCCAGACUCGGUCAACUACUCAAUGAAUGAUUUGGGGUUCAACACUCAGAAUGAUGAGAUAUCGCAACGAUAUGACGCCAUUGCAAAGGUUAAUCAAUUGCUCAAUCCAUUUUGUUUAUCGAAGUCGUGCAUUGAAGCCGUGCUGCUAGCGGCACAUUUUAUUUGUAGCUAUAACUUAACGGUAAAACUAAGCUAA
Caenorhabditis bovis is the source of this 1716-nucleotide messenger RNA. NCBI's taxonomy places the organism in Eukaryota, Metazoa, Nematoda, Chromadorea, Rhabditida, Rhabditidae. The record is from the annotation of a GenBank genome assembly.